UCUCGUUGAGUGAGAUUAGGCAAGGUUUUGCUGCGCGUGCGUUGGUCUGUUGUGCGUUAGGCGUAAGGCAUAUUCUUUGCCAUUUGUGAAAAAAAUGUCACGCUAUUCGAGACCACCUAACUCAUCUCUUUAUGUUCGCAAUGUUCCUGAUAACACGAGAACUGAAGAGUUGCGCUCCCUGUUUGGUAAAUAUGGCCCGUUAAAAGAUGUUUAUGUUCCUGUGGAUUAUUUCACACGUCGACCUCGAGGUUUUGCAUAUAUCCAGUUUGAAGAUCCCAGGGAUGCUGAUGAUGCAUUGUAUCACCUAGACAGAACAAGAUUUUAUGGAAGAGAACUGGAAAUCGAAUUUGCAAGAGGAGACCGAAAGUCUCCCAAUCAGAUGAAAACCAAAGAGAGGCCGUCUAGUAGAAGAGGCAGCUCACCAUAUCACAGUGGAUACCGUGAUGAUUACGAUCGCGGUCGCAGGAGAAGAAGCCGAAGUCCAAGAUACCAUUCUAGGUCCCGUUCCAGAAGCCCAUAUUACUCGAGCCGGUUCCGUUCUAGAUCCAGAUCCAGAAGCCCAUAUUAUUCUAGCCGGCAUCGAUCAAGAUCCAGGAGUCCUUACAACAACGAUAGCAGAAGGAGAUCUCGCAGCAGGAGCAGGGGAGGAAGAGACCGAAAGUCUUACAGUCGCUCCAGGAGUAGGUCAAGGUCAUACGAAAGACGGAGAAACCCAUCACUAAAAAGAUCGAGGUCGUACAGCAGGUCGCAAUCACCAAUAUGUGUCAAAAGAGAAGCAUCCCCACGCUUCAAAAGGGAAGUAUCCCCACGCAAAAGCCGCAGUCUUUCACCGGAUAGAGAGUGAUCUUCCUUGACAUUCAUUUUUAUGUAUGAGAGACUGCCACGACAAAAAUGAUCAAGAAUGACGAGAGCGAUAGGAACAAACAGAAUACAAAAUGGUGUUGAUUUGCUACUUGUGAGGCAUUGUUAUGAAUCUGUGUGCGACUGACUGAAGUGUUGCCAUUUAGAACAAUGGGAUUAUUAAUAUCUUGGUAGAGACUAUCACAAUAUGUCCCAGUAUUAUAAUAGAAAUUUUUACUGUUGGAGGUUUUAGUUUACUGCAGACCAUAUUGGUAUCUUGGUAGAGACUAUCUCAAUAUGUCCCAGUAUUAUAAUACAUGUAUAGGGAGUUUUACUAUUGAGUUUAUGGGUCACCUGAGACCAGGGCUAGCUCUGUGUCUGAAUUCGGUUUUGUUAAAAAUAAUUUGCCUGUUAAAUGUUUCGCAGUGCGAGAACUGAAUAUCCCUUUUUAUUUUCAUUUUAAAUAAUAAGAAAAAAUGCAAAUGCUUCAAUCCAACACAUUCUGUAACUUUAAAAAUACGGGCUAAUAUUUUAGUUGAAUAUUGUAAUAUAUAAUAAUUGUUUUAAGACAUGUAUACUUUUUCGUUUUACUUCAAUUUACCUUUCACAUAACAAAGAACUUCAUUUAUAUCUUAUCAUUUAAAACCAAAAAUCAUUCAUGUAGAAGCAAUGGAAGAAAAGUGUGGUUUUCUUUUGAUUUUGAAUACUCAUUAUUGUGAUAUAAAAUAAGAAGCAAAAAUCAAGAAAAUGAGAAAGUCUUUAAUGCUUGCAAUAUGCUGAAGUACCCUCUUAUUAAAUGUUUUUUGUCCUGUCUGUGACAAAAUCACAACUCCAUUAUGAUUUUACUUUUCCAUAGGUGUCAUCUGCAACAUGUUGCAUUGAUGUCGAGAGUUUAGAUUCAUUGCUAACUUCAACCAAACUUGAUCUACAAUUAGAUCACAUAGUGGACAUCGUAACACAGCCUCCAUGUAUGGUAUACAAUCCAGAAUUUAAUGACCAGUGAAUCUGUUAAUAAGGUAUGCUGGGAAUCUGGACUUUUAAAGUUUGUGUUUUAGCUCAGUAUCAAUGUUAUUUCAACCAAACCUGGAAUUUUAGUUGCAUUUGUAGUAUGGACAUCUCAACACACCCUACAGAUAACAUAAUUUUUUGCUCUGUUUUUGAGUAUUUUGGGAAAUUGAUAUAGGAUGUUUUUCAAAAUUGAUUUCAAAUGUUUUAUAAUUGCUUCUGUAAUUGAUUUACAAGUAGGUUUAAAGCAAAAUAAGAAUUAAUUUGAUAAUAAACCAGAUGUCUUCUCACUUUUCGGAAAGAGUAAAUUUUUAGGGAAAUAUAUUUGGGUGGAUUUUGAGAAUUAGUGAUUUUGCUAAAUUUGAUCUUUGUUGUUUUGAUACUAUCAAGUGGUGGUUUUUCUGGUUGUUUUAGGGAAAAAAUACUGAGAUUUUAGUGAAUUUUAGAGGUUGCUUAAAAUUUACUUUAAUACUGACAAUGGUAACAUAAUUACAAGUAUUUUUUGUUGAUAUAAAUGAGACUUGUGUAAAUAUGUUUUGUUAUGAAAUCUGUGUAAAUGUAAAAGGUCUCCCUUUUUUUCUUAAAUAAAAGGAUUAUUACUAUUAA
Pecten maximus is the source of this 2451-nucleotide messenger RNA. Its product is annotated as serine/arginine-rich splicing factor 10-like. Gene Ontology annotation, molecular function: RNA binding. The record is from RefSeq and is a predicted model, not a curated record. Gene Ontology annotation, cellular component: nuclear speck; cytoplasm. NCBI's taxonomy places the organism in Eukaryota, Metazoa, Mollusca, Bivalvia, Pectinida, Pectinidae. Gene Ontology annotation, biological process: mRNA splicing, via spliceosome. The transcript is spliced from 10 exons. Bases 95 to 844 code for a protein of 249 amino acids.